Aspergillus pseudonomiae is the source of this 624-nucleotide messenger RNA. RefSeq lists its product as uncharacterized. The record is from RefSeq and is a predicted model, not a curated record. The transcript has a single exon. NCBI's taxonomy places the organism in Eukaryota, Fungi, Ascomycota, Eurotiomycetes, Eurotiales, Aspergillaceae. The coding region runs from base 1 to 624 and encodes 207 amino acids.
AUGGAUUACCAAGAGAGAGAACUCGAGAAGCAAUACUUUGCUGAGGUCAGCCUCACAGCCACCUAUCGGGGGCAGAGACUCGUUGACUACGACACACAGAGUGACGGCGACGACCUUGACAAGACGCAGAGAGUCGCAGCCCUCGUCAAGAACUAUAUCAAACUAGGGAUCCUUCCAGUGAAAGUUACAGAAAAGUACAGGAAUGAAAACUACAAAGCUCCUGGCUACAUAUUCUCGAAGAGAAUGUACGUUUGUCAGAAACCAACCCAACAAGCGGCUAAGGAAACCAUGUUGGCCCACCUUGAGCAUCUCAUAUCAGAGCCAGCGACCAGAAGGGAGUCGCGGGCAGAACAUCGUGCUCCUCGUAGGUCUCGAAUUGACGCCAGACAUACUUCUAUACAGCAUCGGAGUGCGCGCAAUGCGGAUGAUUGGUUUACAAGCGAACUCCCAUGGGAUACCUCGAGGAUAUCAGGGCGAGAUACCAGAAGGGAACAGCAGGCAGAACUCCCUACUCCUAGUAGACCUGAAAUUGACAACAGACAUACUUCUAUAGCGCAUCAGAGUGCGCACAAUAAGGAUGAUUGGUUUGAAAACGAACUCGAUUGGCGCAACAGUGGCCAGUAA